UCAUUGAUGUCGGAACCAGGCCACUCAAUAUGCGGGCGUCUGGCCGCCUGAAAAAAAAAACCCAUUUCGUCCCGCGGCAACAUGCACACGUUCUCAGGCCCAUAUUUGCUUCAGCUUAAUUUGUUCUUGCGUCUCUCUUCUCGGUCGCACUGACUGCUCAUAUUUUUCGUUUGUCAGGCUGCCCAUCUCGAGUCGUAAACGAUACGCAUAUCAGGGAUGGAGAUGGCCGAGGACCACAGGGACACGAUGGCAAGAAAUCGAGCCGAAAAUUCGAAAAGGAGCAGAUACAGAGGCUCUUCGGCCUCACACGGUCGCUGCCAUUUCGGACCGAUACCCCUCCUCGCCACCGUCUUCUUUCUGCAGCUCACCGCACCGGGCCAUGCCGCCGAGUUCACACAGACCUUCAGUGGCCUCACCAAGGACGCCGACCUAGCACUGGAAUGGGGUGGCAUCGACGUCCGCUACGCGCCCCUGACCAUCCACGCCGUCGUCGUCAACCGCACCGGCGACGAGAACCGCGCCAACGUCUUCAGGAGGGACUUGGCAGUGGGAAUCCAAGGCACAUCAUGGGUGUGGAAAAGCAUGCCCUCGCCGCUGCCAUACCUCGCGACGGGACAGUAUCAAGUCGAGAUUAGGACCGAGGCACGGGCGAACACGACAGCAGGGAGUGCACCGCCGCUAUUGCCAAAGUCGCCAUACUUUUCAAUCAUGAAAGUCAAGAGCCUUCAGCCCACUGGGAAUCCAGGGGCAGCCCUGCCCAGCCCCGCAAGCGAUAGUGGCGGGAGCGGCAGGCCCAGCAACAAGACGAUAUCCCUGGCGGUCGGAAUUGUCGUGACCCUGGUCGUUCUACUCCUAGCUGGGGCCAGCUGCCUUUGCUGGAGGAGGCGGUACCUGCGUGCCAAGAGAACAAAGAAGCGCGAGAACAAGUUCGACGUCGUCAUCCACUGAGGCCUCUAGGUGGCAGCUACACUUCCAUCUCUUGGCAAAUUGCUGUGAGAGUCUCAUUCAGAACUGGCCUCGGGAGUCUUUGCCCUCGACUUGCGGCGGCCUGGUCGAGGUCCUCGAGGAUGGCCAGCAGCUGCCUCUUCUCACUGCGACAAGCUCUCGUGGCGUCUUUGGCUGUUUGACGCGCGUGGUGAGGGAGAGCAGGGAGUGUCACCGCCACGGCGCCACCCUUUAUUGUGGCCCGGGUGGCUGCCUAGAGGAUGGCCAUGUCGCCAGUCCUUGCCACGCCAAACAAAAACAAGCCACUCCAAACUCGGCCUAAAAAAUCACAACAGGCCCAAGGUGGAAAUUCCGCCCCGCCCAGCCAGCUAGCCAGCCGUGUGCACUGGGGUUUAUGGCCCGGCUUCUACCACAGAGUUCGGGAUGCCCGUGGUAGUCGCUUGGGCGCACAAGCCUUGACUUUCCUCGAUGCCCCCGUCAUGGAGAAAGAGUCAUCAGAGGGAUUAGAUGAGCGGCACGCGCCACUCAGGAACGAAGGAGCUGAGGAUAGGGUGUGAUGGUGGAGCGAGGGGAGCGUUGUGAUUGAUCCGGCGAACUCGGGUGGGAACGCACCCGAUCACUAGACUGACUGCGGGAGGCGCCCCUGCACUUGGGUUGGUGGCUUGCAGUGCGCGUCGGGGUUUUGUUUCCUUGCUUCUUCUCGCUUUCCAUGGGUUUCCCAUCCCAUCCCAGGAGCUGCUUGAGUAGCUUCCAGAUUUUAGGCCAGGCAGGCGGUGAUUGGCAUUUGUUCGCGCAGACUGACCGCUUUGGUGGGAAAAGGAGCAUGGCUGGCCGUUGGCACCGCUUCUCGCUUGCGCUGGUCUUGGGUUUGAUGGUACCAGCGGGUCUGGCUGCGUGCAUAAAAUUGCGGGCGCUCUAUUCAUGAAC
Molecule: messenger RNA, 1872 nt
Organism: Gaeumannomyces tritici R3-111a-1
Lineage: Eukaryota; Fungi; Ascomycota; Sordariomycetes; Magnaporthales; Magnaporthaceae
Exons: 3
Coding region: 217-948 (243 amino acids)
Source: RefSeq, a predicted model, not a curated record